AACCGCCCGAAUCUGUGUUUUGAAUUUCCAGUCGUUUAGCCUUAUGUCAAGUUGGUGUUUUCUCUGGUUCAAUACUUUAACUGCAUUUCUAUCUCUAAAUAUAGAUAAACGCCGUCAAUCUUGUUUUAUGCGUUAUCUAUAACUGUAUCAUAUUAUAUUAAUCCCGUUACAAAUAUGGAAUCCGAGUGCCGGUAUUACAAUUGGGACGAUUUGGAAGUGGGUCGAUUCGACUUGAACCAUUCAGAAAAGUUUUUUACUCGCAAACAUAAGAAGCACGAGAGAAUCGACGGUGACUCUUUGGAUUCCCCCUUCGAAAUGGAAGAAAGGAACAGGGAAAAUCGUUCGAAGCCAACUAGACAUAAAGAAAACCAAUCUCCGGUAAAAGCGAAAUACGUGAGCCCCGCCGUGAGAUCACAUAAGCCUGGAAGCAAUUCGAAAAGCUCUAAAGACACAAAAUCGGUUCCAAGCAAUAUCCUCCGCCAGCCGUUGCUCAGUAGAAAUCAGUUGCAAGCGGCUGCAGCCGCUACUCAGCCUGUGCCAUCUGUAGUUAAAUAUAAAGAUAUAUAUGAAAAGAAGCGGCAGCUCAUGGUGCAAAGGACAUUGGAAGAGGAGAAAAAGAAACGGAUUUUCAAAAGCAAACCAGCACCGAAGUUUUCAAGUGAGCCUAAACCACGGAAACCGGCAGACACGUCAGGACCCAAAAUAACAACACCAAUUACGCCAAUGGUGAUGAAACACUCGAAAGAGAUGGAGGAGAAGAGGAGGCGGCGUAUUGAAGAAUAUCAGAAACGUAAUGAACCGCCAAAAUUUGUUAGUCGAGAACCUCACGUUCUCUACGAGGAGCCAUUCAAACCGCAAAGGCUGGAGCAAUGUAUUGAACCCGAACCAUUUAAUUUACACGUGGAAAAACGCCUGGAGGAGCGGAAACAGUACGACAAGCAGAUCAAGGAGAAGACCGAGGAGAAGAAAAGACAGGUAUUCGAUGAAGAAUAUGAACGUCAGAAACACGAAGAACGGCUCGUUCGGGAAAUUAGGAAAAUGACAACUUUUAAGGCGCGUCCGAAUCCUUUUAAAUGAUUCGCUAGUUUCUGUCUAGUUUAGUGAGAAGUCUCCAAGUAACUUAUUUCAGCAUGCAAACGCCUCUUUUAUUUACGAGUGAGUUACGAUUGUUCAUUUUAUUUCCUAUGCAUACGUUUUAAUUAGUGUUGUGAUUGCACAAAAAUAGUUGUUAUGCGUUAUUGAUAAAAUAAAUAUAUAGGACUGAGAAGAAAA
Hermetia illucens (black soldier fly) is the source of this 1272-nucleotide messenger RNA. Its product is annotated as targeting protein for Xklp2 homolog. The transcript has 5 exons. The coding region runs from base 175 to 1077 and encodes 300 amino acids. The record is from RefSeq and is a predicted model, not a curated record. Lineage: Eukaryota; Metazoa; Arthropoda; Insecta; Diptera; Stratiomyidae.